GAUUCGAGGAGCUAGGACCGCGUAUAUGAAGUAGCCCCGUUGUUCGUUCGGUGACUUGUAACGACUUCCAGAAGGAAAACAAAAUUUCGAAACCUCCUAAAAUCAUAUCAGAGAGCUGAGAGAAAGAGAAACAGAGAGAGAAGAAUGGCAGAGGAGGAGGAGGUGACAGCAGCAGUGGAACGCACACUUGAAAUAACACCAACGUGGGCUGUGGCAACUGUGUGCUUCUUCUUGAUACUAAUCUCCAUUCUUAUUGAGCAAUUGCUCCAUCUUAUCGGCAAGUACUUUACCAAGAAAAGGAGGAAACCCCUCAUUCAGGCUCUUGACAAGAUAAAGUCAGAGUUGAUGCUUUUGGGAUUCCUAUCACUGUUGCUGAAUGUAAGCGAAAGGCCCAUAGCAAGAACUUGUAUUCCCAAGAGUGUCAGUGAAACUUUUCUUCCUUGCAAGAAUCUGACUGCAAGUGAUGCCGUCGAAGAAACAAAAUGUUCAGAACAGGGAAAGGUCUCGUUGUUGUCAAGGGGAGGCGUUCAGGAAUUGCAAUACUUAAUCUUUAUGCUGGCCGUCUUCCAUAUAUUCUCCUGCAUCCUUACGUUCAGUCUUGGAAUGGCCAAGAUGAAUAGGUGGGAGUCUUGGGAGGCAGAGACCAGAUCAUUCGAAUAUCAAUUUUCAAAUGAUCCACGAAGAUUUCAGCUCACCCAUCAAACAUCAUUCGGAAAACGGCAUCUGAAGUUUUGGAGUGACCACCGAUUUCUUCGUUGGCCGGCCUGUUUUCUUCGGCAAUUCUAUAUUUCUGUUUACAAAGUAGAUUAUUUCAUUCUCAGACAUGGAUUCAUUACGGCCCACUUUGCAGAAGGAAGUAACUUUGAUUUUCAGAAGUAUAUAAGAAGAGCUUUGGAAAAAGAUUUUGGGGUGGUUGUGGGAAUAAGUUGGUGGAUUUGGAUAUUUACUGUAUUCUUCCUAUUCUUCAAUGCACAUGUCUUUCACAGUUAUCUAUGGCUUCCCUUCUUUCCAUUAGUGAUGCUGUUGCUUGUGGGAACGAAGUUACAGGGCAUUAUAACUAAGAUGUGCUUAGAUAGCCAUGAGAAAUCUCAAGUUGUUAGAGGAACUGUGCUUGUGAGACCCAGCGACCACUUUUUCUGGUUUGGCUGCCCCAAAUUGCUUCUCCACCUUAUCCACUUCAUUUUGUUUCAGAAUUCCUUUCAAAUAGCAUUCUUUUCAUGGACUUGGUACAAAUUUGGUUUUAGGUCAUGCUUCCAUCAAGAAAAUGAGGAUAUUGUCAUAAGGCUUGCCAUGGGUCUAGUUGUCCAAGUCCUUUGUGGCUAUGUCACACUCCCUCUCUAUGCUUUGGUCACACAGAUGGGUACGUCAAUGAGGAGCGAUGUUUUCACCGAGGAUGUGGUUCGUGGUCUGAAAAGAUGGCGGAUUAAAGCCAAGAAAAAAGUUGCUUUGAGGAACACAAAUUACUCGGCAAGCCCCUCACAGCUGGACGCCUCCCAUGAACCUUCUUUCAGUACUCUUGAAGGAACAGUCGUCUCAGUAGAAUCUGGUCGCCCAUCAGAUGUUGAUCAAUACGUGGCAGUUGGAGUAGAGGAUGAAGAAAAUGUAAGAGGAAGAUCACAACCAGAGGAGAAGCAAAAGAUGGGCUCGUUUCAUGGUUUUGACUUGAGCAAUACUUCGUGAUAUUCAAACCGAGGAAAAUAGGCUGUACAGUUAUUACAAUUCACAGCUAGGUAGCUGUUUUAGUGUUUUAUGAUAUAUAUAUAAUAGGGAGAAGACGAUGCCGUUUUGGAUGCUUCUUAAGUCCGACUGACACAUUUUUGUGCCUUGUCUUCACCUUGUAAUAUAUAUAUAUGUAUAUAUAUUUUUUCUAUUUUUCUAUGAAUAGAUUUCUACUAAUUUAUGUCAUUGAUUUAUAUUGUUAGUAA
Molecule: messenger RNA, 1925 nt
Organism: Alnus glutinosa
Lineage: Eukaryota; Viridiplantae; Streptophyta; Magnoliopsida; Fagales; Betulaceae
Product: MLO-like protein 12
Exons: 14
Coding region: 145-1680 (511 amino acids)
Biological process (GO): defense response
Cellular component (GO): membrane
Source: RefSeq, a predicted model, not a curated record